This is a messenger RNA of Coregonus sp. 'balchen', 4859 nucleotides long. The record is from the annotation of a GenBank genome assembly. Lineage: Eukaryota; Metazoa; Chordata; Actinopteri; Salmoniformes; Salmonidae.
GUACCUAUUAUAUUGGUGCUUGGAAGCAUUGGAUCCUGUAUUGCAUGUGGUAGAGCCGAGUACAGAAUAGGGGAUGAAUGUUGUCCCAUGUGUUCACCAGGUAAAGACCCUCUCUUUACAUCAUCAUCAUAGGUUAAUAAUUGAUCAACACCAAUAGAAAUUCCAUACAUUGUGAUUCUCUCUUCUGCAGGAAAUCGUGUAUAUGAGCAUUGUACUGAAUUCACCAGCACCAGCUGUGUGCCCUGUGUUGAUUCUACAUUCCUUGAUGAGCCCAAUGGUCUCAUGAAAUGUGCACCAUGUUCCAGCUGUGAUUCAGGUGAGAGUUGUCCUGUAUUUAUACAAUAGCCAGACUUUAAUACUGAGGUAAUGUGCUACAGGCUAUAUCAGAUGUGAUUUAUGAUUGACAUUUGACUGGCUUAAUAUGUUUUCUUAAGAUAAUGAAUGCAAUGUGUUCUUCAUAGGUUUGGGUUUGAGGGUAAAACAGCCAUGCAAACCAGAAUCAGAUGAUUUUUGCGGGCCACUGGAGCGGUUCUUUUGUCUGCUCUCUGACAAAGAUGGUUGUAGAAUAGCCCAGAAACACAGCAGCUGUAAACCUGGUCAAUACAUCCGUCACACAGGUUGGUCUCCUCUCAAGUAUUCAACAUGAUUUUGUCAUGAUUUCUAGUGUGCCAAGUUACUCUACUGAAUUAAAAGUAGCUGAUCGUUUGAUUGAUUGAUUGAAAUCAUUAGAGAAUUAAAAAUAAAUCAAGAAGAGUACAUGGGGAAAGUUUAAGUACGAUGUUUACAAGUUUGUUUUGGGAUGUCUUGUUUUUUAAUAAUGUAAACGUAUGUUUAAACCUCCAUUUGUGCAGGAACAACAUCUACAGAUACUGUGUGUUCUGACUGUACUGGUGAUACUUAUUCAGAUGGAUCAUUAACAGCCUGCCAGUCACACACAGAGUAAGUGUGGCUUACACAAAUAGUUUUUACCCUAAAUACAAAGUUACCUAACACACAUCUAAAACUGAAAGAUGUAUGACCAAGUUAUAAAUGAAUCAUUAAUGGCCAGUAUUUAUCUGUUUAUAGAUGUGAAUCCUUGGGACUUCAGGAAAUGAAACCAGGAUCCCCUUGGUCGGAUUCAGAGUGUGGACCACAACUAUCCCAUUCAACAGCUAGAAGCAGUGCUGUGGCAUCCAUGACAGUGAUAUUAGCUGGAGCUGUUUACAUUUUAGUCAUUUAGCAGACACUCUUAUCCAGAGUGACUUACAGUAGUGAGUGCAUACAUUUUCAUUAAUACUGGUCCCCCAUGGGAAUUGAACCAACAACCUUGGCAUUGCAAACACCAUGCGCUACCAACUGAGCUACACUGGACAUAGUUUUAAUAAUAGUGAAAAAAAGAAAAAACUCAGAUUCAUUUUAGGAAUUGUAUCUGUUUCUAUUGCAUCUGUAAAUUAUUGUUAAGUGUGUGUAUGAAUUCUUUUUUAGUGUUUGUGUGUGUGCGUACGUGUGUGAGAGUGAGUGAGUGAGUCAGAGAGAGGACCACUGGGCGGCAGGUAGCCUAGCGGUUAACAGCGUUAGGCCAGUAACUGAAAGGUCGCCCGUUUGAAUGCCUCAGCCGACUAGCUGACUAAGGUUGCUGUUUGGAAUCCCUAAGCAGACUAGGUGGAAGAAAAAAAAUUAUGUUGAUCUGCCCUUCAGCAAGGCACUUAACCCUAAGAGCUUCUGCUAAAUUAUUUAAAUGUACAUUUUCUUCAUGAAACAGAAACUGAACUGGGAACAAAAGUGAUGUCUAGUCUUCUGGAACAUAACUGUUAUUUACAAAUCUUGAAAACCGGUUUAUAUAAUGUUAUUUUAAGUUCCAAAAAUAUUCCUAAUGUCUUGUAUAUAAUUAUGUAAUUCAGUGAAGUUCUGAUGCUAGUAAUAGCCUAAACACAUUCCAAUUCACACCAUGAUGUUCAGUGCUUCAAGCCAUGCGCCCUCCAUGUCCACCCUCCACUCUCGCUCUCUCCCCACCCGUAAAAUGUCAGUCGCAUCUCGCAGCCUGCACUAAUCUGGGAGCUGAGUUUGAAAGUGUACCAUUGAAAACGUGCAAUAUCAUAAAUGAUCACCAUCCACUGUACUCAGAUGAAGUGUCUGGAGAACUGGAGCGUGAAGAUAUCCACAGCACCGUGGAUAAAAUGAAUUGCAAGCACUUCCACUUGAAUUUGGACUAAUCCAAUGUGGAUUUAUCAGGAGUUGGCUGUAUUCAGCCAACGUUACUGGGAUCUGUGAUCUUGAUUCACCUGUUAUUUAAAAAUCAAAUGUGAUAUGAACAGUCUUUACUUGUGCCUUUUAACAAAACUGGUUUGAUGAUUGCUUGAAUUAAAAUUCUAUGUAAAUUCUAUUUAAAUGAUCUGAUACAUUUUACAUGACUUGUUGUUUUUCUGUACAGUAAUUUGUAUUGGCACAAAACACUUGUACAUUUGUUAAUAUUGUGAAAAUAAUCAACAUACAUUCAGCAAGUGUACCUUAUUUUGUAAAAAAAAAAAAAGUUUGCUAAAUAAAACAAAAUACCUAGGCCACUAGUGAAUUGAUUCCAGUAGUAGCCUAAAUUAAUUGACAUGUCAUUCCACAAGAUGGCGGACAAGUGUAACAGUUACAGUCACACUCAAGGAUAUCCCUUCCAGUUGCAGCUGUCAGGAGUUCCUCCACUGUGUGUGACAUUAGAUCUUCUUCUGUGGUGUUGGAGCUGCUGCUUUCUCUCAUUAGAUCUUCUUCGGUGGUGUUGGAGCUGCUUUUUUUCUCUCAUUAGAUCUUCUUAAUAUAAUAAUAAUAUGCCAUUUAGCAGACGCUUUUAUCCAAAGCAACUUACAGUCAUGCGUGCAUACAUUUUUGUGUAUGGGUGGUCCCGGGGAUCGAACCCACUACCUUGGCGUUACAAGCGCCGUGCUCUACCAGCUGAGCUACAGAGGACCACAUUUUUCUUCUGUGGUGUUAGAGCUGCUGCUUGCUUUCAUUAGAUCUUCUUCUGUGGUGAUGGAGCUGCUGCUUUCACAGCCUUGAUGAUCUUCAAUCUCACCUUUCAUGCUGGAAGACAUGGAACCAGGUUUAUUAUGACUUAAUAAACAAACCGAUAAUGAAUAGUUUAUCUACUUAGAAACUCUUCAUAAAUCCUUCAUUAAGUAUGCCUUCCUAUUAAUGCCUUACAUCAUUGCUAUAUAAAUGUUUGUGGUCAGAUCCUUAAAAAGGUAGGUGCUGGGCUAAUAAAGUAUACAUAAAAACAGGUAUAAAACAUUGUGAUUAAAGGUGGUAAUUCGAUACAGACAGUGUGCAGGCCUUUCUGCUGUUUUCAAACUACAUCAGUGCAUACUAUGUAUAAACGUAUAGUUAACAUUAUUGCAUCACUGGUUACAACAUCAUUGGUUACACUCAUGGUGGACCGAUAAUACAUGAAUAAGGAUGAACCUCUGAAUGGAGGAGAGGAGGUCAGUCAUACCCUGUUGGUCUUUCCCGAUGACUUAAUGUCCAAUGGCCGAUGAACACCAAUACCUUUUAUCUAUAAUUUAUAUGACAAGGAUUGAAAAGGAUUUGCCAGUAGAUUGUUGACGGGAUUCAUGAUGAUGACUGCUUGUCUAGCUUGCUAGCUAAGAUUUUGAAAGUAACAUGUCCAAUCAAAGCUACGGUAGAUAUAAGUGAUUUUACGUAAUUUUAUAUGUGGCCAAUGACCUUGAGCCUUCUUGGAUGGGCACUCUAAUGUAAAUCUAUGGCAGCACCCAAGGGGGCUUGAACUGCCUAGCUCUCCCUGUAGAUUCUGCGGUGACAUUUUGUCCCAAUGAGUGACAGAACAUUGAGCCAAUCAUGGUGCAACUAGAGAAGAUUACCAACACCUACACUCUGUAUAUUCCGCUGGCUGCCCCUCCACCACAGAAAGCACUGAGCUAGACUGAAACACCUGCAUUUUGGAGCUGCCUUACUCAAGAAAGAGAGCAUGUUUGUAUGCUGCUUUAUUAACUCAAUAUAUUUUUUUUUACAUUGUUUGCAAACGGAUACGUGACAUGAAUUGAUGCCAAAAUAACAUGCAAAACAGGCAAACCCCCCCGACACCCCCCCCACACCUGUUUUGGGGCUCAAAACAGGUCCUACUGCCUGUAUAAAAUGGUCCUACAUAAUUACAUUUAUUUGAAAUGAGAAUAUUUUGUUUGAAUUGUGCUAACUAGUUCUGUAAGUUAUAUACAUCCACAUCAGUUUUGAAUUUGGGAAUUUGUUAACAUUUUCUCUACUUCCAGGUACCUAUUAUAUUGGUGCUUGGAAGCAUUGGAUCCUGUAUUGCAUGUGGUAGAGCCGAGUACAGAAUAGGGGAUGAAUGUUGUCCCAUGUGUUCACCAGGUAAGACCCUCUCUUUACAUCAUCAUCAUAGGUUAAUAAUUGAUCAACACCAAUAGAAAUUCCAUACAUUGUGAUUCUCUCUUCUGCAGGAAAUCGUGUAUAUGAGCAUUGUACUGAAUUCACCAGCACCAGCUGUGUGCCCUGUGUUGAUUCUACAUUCCUUGAUGAGCCCAAUGGUCUCAUGAAAUGUGCACCAUGUUCCAGCUGUGAUUCAGGUGAGAGUUGUCCUGUAUUUAUACAAUAGCCAGACUUUAAUACUGAGGUAAUGUGCUACAGGCUAUAUCAGAUGUGAUUUAUGAUUGACAUUUGACUGGCUUAAUAUGUUUUCUUAAGAUAAUGAAUGCAAUGUGUUCUUCAUAGGUUUGGGUUUGAGGGUAAAACAGCCAUGCAAACCAGAAUCAGAUGAUUUUUGCGGGCCACUGGAGCGGUUCUUUUGUCUGCUCUCUGACAAAGAUGGUUGUAGAAUAGCCCAGAAACACAGCAGCUGUAAACCUGGUCAAUACAUCCGUCACACA